AUGAAAAAGGUCUCUCUCUCUCCCUCUCCCUCUCCCUCUCUCUCCUUCUCUCUCUCCCUCUCUCUCUCUCUCUCUCUCUCUCAUUCUCUCUCUCCCUCUCUCUCUCUCUCUCUGUUUCUCUCUCCUUCUCUCUCUCUCUCUAAUACACGCAAAUACUCACAUUCUCUCGCACAUGCGCACACACGUACUUUAUCUUUCUCUCACGCACACUCUCUCUUACUCAUUUUCUCUCUACCCCUUCUCUCUCCCUCUCUAUCACGCACACUCGCUUCCAAUUAUUUUCUCUCUAACCCUCUCUCCCUCCCUCUUAUUCACCUACUCUCUCUCUCUCUCUCACUCAUUUUUUCUCUUCUCUCUCUCUCUCUCUCUCUCCAUCUCUCUCACGCACACCCUCUCCCACUCAUUUUCUCUCUACCCUCUCUCGGACCCCCUCUCUCUCACACACACACUCUCUCUCACUCAUUUUCUCUCUACACCCUCUUCUCUCUCUCUCUCUCUCUCUCUCUCUCUCUCUGUUUCGCUCCCUUUCCAUUGGUUAAACAUUUCAUUUCAGUACGAUCUUCUUACGAUUUCCGGUCCUUUAUUUUAUCGUUUGGGGCCGAGUGGGCAAAAGCAAAGCGAUGUCAUGGUGUCAGAGCAAAUAUCUAUACGGGUGUAUCAUAUUAUCUAUCUAUCUAUCUAUCUAUCUAUCUAUCUAUCUAUGUGGAUCACUCUAUUAAUAUCUGUCUAGUAUAUAUCUAUUUCAAUCAAUCCAUUAUCUAUCUAUCUAUCUAUCUAUAA
This is a messenger RNA of Acanthosepion pharaonis, 780 nucleotides long. NCBI's taxonomy places the organism in Eukaryota, Metazoa, Mollusca, Cephalopoda, Sepiida, Sepiidae. The record is from the annotation of a GenBank genome assembly.